AUGUCUCUGAAACAGGAAAUCGAGACUUGGGUGAAGGCGCUCGCUUUUUAUGAUGAAAAUCAAUUCGACGAGGCGCUGAAGGAGUUCGAUGUCAUCUCGGACACCUCCAAAAUUCUCUUCAAUUGCGGUGUGAUCCAUGCGACGCUUGGCGAGCAUGAGAAGGCGGUCGAGUGCUAUCAGCGGGCCGUACGGCUGGACCAAUACUUAGCCGUUGCGUACUUCCAGCAAGGAGUGUCAAAUUUCUUGGUCGGCGACUUUGAGGAGGCCUUGGCAAAUUUUAACGAUACACUGUUGUAUCUUAGGGGAAAUAACAUGAUCGACUAUGCUCAGCUUGGUCUUAUUUUCAAGCUCUAUUCUUGCGAGGUGCUUUUCAACCGUGGAUUAUGCUAUAUAUACCUCCAGCAGAAGGAGGCGGGGAUGCAGGAUUUUGCUUUUGCUGUCAAGGAGAAGGUGGUCGAAGAUCAUAAUGUCAUUGAUGACGCUAUCCGGGAGGAGGCAGAGGGCUACACUGUUUUUUCGAUCCCCGUUGGCGUUGUUUACCGGCCGAAUCAGGCAAAAGUAAAGAACUUGAAGACGAAGGAUUACCUAGGUAAAGCGCGUGUGGUCGCUGCUUCGGACCGAGCGAAUGCCUUCACGGGCUUCGCCGGGGCUGAAAUGAAAAGGGCGCUACAAGUUGAAGUUAAGGACGACCGACCUGCUGAAACCAUAUCUUACGCCGCCUCGAAUCUUGUAAAGCCUGGGCUUCAGAGUAAAAGGCAACAGUCGGAACCCCCCCUCAACCGUAACGUCUUUCCACCAACCCCACCACCCGAGUCCGAGAAGUCCAGCACUUCGAGCUCUAGUCAGAUGAGCCGCGGAGCUUCCGUCCGAAAUGGCCCUAAGCCAAUGCCCGCGAAGCUUGACAUGGACAAGGCCCGGCCCCGCGAACGAUACGAGGUUCGUGAUGAUGGUAGAUCACCUCCCGGCCCCCAGCAAAGAAUCGGAACUUCGCGAACAGCUUCCGAACCAAGAGGACCACCAGCAAGACAGUAUUCAUCAAGAGAGAGCCAAUCAUCCCGCCCACAGCAACAACAACAACGGAGGAGACGAGACGAGGAGGAGGAUGACGAAUACCCUGGCGAACUUUACGACAUGUACUCUAGCGCUCGCAGCAGCCGAGGGCCCGGAAGGUCAAGGCAACAACCCAAAUACAUUGAGGAAGAGGAUGAAUAUGCAAGCGAUUAUGAUGACGGAUCUUUUGACGAAGGUGAAUUUGAGAUGGUUUCUGCUCGGCCUCCUCCCUCACGAACACGUGCUCCCUCGAGCACGGGCCGUGGUCAGUCUAGACGGCCCGAACUUCGCAAGAUUCGGGUGAAGGUUCACGCUGAUGAUGUGCGAUAUGUCAUGAUUGGAGCCGCCAUAGAAUUCCCGGACCUAGUAGACAAGAUAAGGGAGAAAUUCGGCAUUCGCAAGCGUUUCAAGAUCAAGGUCCGGGAUGAAGAUGUUCCCAACGGAGACAUGAUUACCUUGGGAGAUCAGGAUGAUUUGGACAUGGUCAUUAUGGGUGUCAAAUCGGAAGCAAAGAAGGAGCGGUUAGAGAUGGGGAAGAUGGAACUUUGGGUACAAGAGCUUUGA
This is a messenger RNA of Venustampulla echinocandica, 1614 nucleotides long. Its product is annotated as Tetratricopeptide. The transcript has 6 exons. Bases 1 to 1614 code for a protein of 537 amino acids. The record is from RefSeq and is a predicted model, not a curated record. Lineage: Eukaryota; Fungi; Ascomycota; Leotiomycetes; Helotiales; Pleuroascaceae. Gene Ontology annotation, molecular function: protein binding.